Messenger RNA from Drosophila ananassae, 1827 nucleotides. RefSeq names its product 6-phosphogluconate dehydrogenase, decarboxylating (gene Pgd). Gene Ontology annotation, molecular function: NADP binding; phosphogluconate dehydrogenase (decarboxylating) activity. Gene Ontology annotation, cellular component: cytosol. NCBI's taxonomy places the organism in Eukaryota, Metazoa, Arthropoda, Insecta, Diptera, Drosophilidae. The record is from RefSeq and is a predicted model, not a curated record. Gene Ontology annotation, biological process: pentose-phosphate shunt, oxidative branch; pentose-phosphate shunt. The transcript has 3 exons. Bases 159 to 1604 code for a protein of 481 amino acids.
UAGCCGGCUAGCGUCAGUUUCACUCACGCCACGGGCCAGAGCACACGCUCGAUUAAAAACUAAAAUAAAAUAAAUCUAAAAAGAAUUUGACAUUCUGAAUUACAUUCAUUUACAAUAAAAUUUUUUGUUUGUGAAAUAAAAAAAAAAGUACACACAAAAUGAGCGGAAAAGCUGAUAUUGCUCUGAUUGGCCUGGCCGUAAUGGGCCAGAAUCUCAUACUGAACAUGGACGAGAAGGGAUUUGUGGUGUGCGCCUACAACCGUACUGUGGCCAAGGUCAAAGAGUUCCUCGCGAACGAGGCCAAAGGCACAAAUGUGAUUGGCGCCGAAUCGCUGCAGGAUAUGGUCUCUAAGCUUAAAACGCCACGCAAAGUCAUGUUGCUGGUCAAGGCUGGAAGCGCCGUGGAUGACUUCAUUAAGCAGUUGGUGCCCCUGCUCUCGCCCGGCGAUGUGAUUAUUGAUGGUGGAAACUCCGAAUACCAGGACACCUCCCGCCGGUGCGAGGAAUUGGAGAAACUGGGCCUCCUCUAUGUCGGCUCGGGUGUCAGUGGAGGAGAGGAGGGCGCCCGCCAUGGCCCCUCCCUGAUGCCCGGUGGCCAUGAAGCCGCCUGGCCCCUCAUCAAGCCCAUCUUCCAGGCCAUCUGCGCCAAGGCCGACGGUGAGCCCUGCUGCGAGUGGGUGGGCGAUGGCGGUGCCGGUCACUUCGUCAAGAUGGUGCACAACGGGAUCGAGUACGGUGACAUGCAGCUGAUCUGCGAGGCCUACCACAUCAUGACUGCUCUGGGUCUCUCCGCCGACCAAAUGGCCGAGGAGUUUGGCAAAUGGAACUCCGCCGAACUGGAUUCCUUCCUGAUCGAGAUCACCAGGGAUAUUCUGAAGUACAAGGACAACAAGGGCUAUCUGCUGGAGAGGAUUCGUGACACCGCCGGACAGAAGGGAACUGGCAAAUGGACAGCCAUUGCUGCCCUCCAGUACGGGGUGCCGGUGACGCUAAUCGGCGAGGCGGUGUUCUCCCGCUGCCUGUCGGCCCUGAAGGACGAACGUGUCCGGGCCAGUGCUGUUCUGAAGGGACCCACCGUCCAGCCCAAGGUGGCCAACGUGGCCAAGUUCCUCGACGACAUCAAGUACGCCCUGUACUGCGCCAAGAUCGUAUCCUAUGCCCAGGGCUUCAUGCUGAUGCGGGAGGCGGCCAGUGAGAACAAGUGGCGUCUGAACUACGGAGGCAUUGCACUGAUGUGGCGCGGUGGUUGCAUCAUUCGGAGCGUCUUCCUCGGCAACAUCAAGGAUGCGUACACGUCGCAGCCCCAGCUGUCCAACCUGCUGCUGGAUGACUUCUUCAAGAAGGCCAUCGCCCAGGGCCAGGAGUCGUGGCGCGAAGUGGUUGCUAAUGCCUUCCGUUGGGGUAUUCCUGUGCCGGCCCUGUCCACCGCAUUGAGCUUUUACGAUGGCUACCGUACCUCCAAGCUGCCCGCCAAUCUGCUCCAAGCCCAGCGCGACUACUUCGGCGCCCACACCUACGAGUUGCUCGACCAGGAGGGAAAAUUCCAUCACACCAAUUGGACGGGUACCGGCGGCAAUGUGUCGGCUAGUACCUAUCAGGCAUAGAGUCUAGAUGGGACGCUCCCACCUACCCUUGCACUAUCUCCUGCACUCACAUUCCAUGUCAUAAAGCUGGUGUCUGUUUUUUUUUUUUUUUCUCUUCUCUGAGUACUUUAGUACUUAUUUAUACCAUUAAUAUAUAUAGUAUAUAUAUGUAUGUACAUAUAAUUUCAUUUUGUUGUUAAACAUAAAAUUAAAUUGGUGUUUUUUUUUUGUUUUUGCUAGCAAA